GAAGAAGAAUGUGUGUACGUCACACGGAGAGCUCAUGAUGGCGGUUGAUUUGACUCCUCGGUUCAGAAGGCUGAACAGCCAAACAAGAAGUUUUCGUGAAAAUAUACAGCACGGUUUUUCAGGGCCCUUUGGUGCCACCCAGCUUUGGCACAACAUCAUCAGGGCCCUGCAAACCCAGGUGGAGGCGCGCCGCUGUAGGAGGCACCUACGCGUUCAUGCCGAAUGUUUCACAGGCUCAGAUGCUGUGGAUGCCGUCCUCAGUUAUCUGAUGCAGAAUGUGGUGUUUUGCACAAGUGAAGUGUCUCGCCUCAAAGCUGCUCGACUCUGCCAGGCUCUGAUGGAGGCAAAGGUGUUUGAACCAGUGGGCACAAAGCUGUUUCGCAGAGACAAGGAAGUGGCCUUUGAGGACAGCGGCUGUAGCCUUUACCGUUUUCUGGAAUAUAAAGUGUUGCCAAGCUCCUCCAUGAAGGAGUGCGGUAGUGACGCAGAAAACAUGCCACCAGAGAAUGCAGAGAUUAAGAGGAAGAAGAGCUCCAGGCUGAAUGAACUGAGAACAAUCUCCAAUCCUCUCGCUGUCGGACCGUCAGAUAGGAGGGUUGAGAGGCUGCUGAGGACCAUCAACUUGCGGCCCUCCAUGUCCCCUGCUUUAAACACAGCCCCGACUACUUCUGCCUUUCUGUCCAAGGCUGUGGUGGAUGAGGUUUGGAAGCAGCAGACGCUGCUGCAACUGCUGCAGAUAGUGGAGUUGCCCAUGCUGGACUGUAUCCUGACCUCUCCUGCCAGGGUUCAGGCCCAGGCCUGCAGAGCUCCUCUGGCCUCGCAGGACCUGGUUAUCUCUAACACAUGCCUGGAGAGAGAGCUGCCCGAUACCCUUAACCUGCCCCAGUUGGAUGAGUGGCUGUCGGCAGCAGCAGACUGCUUGGAGCUCUUCCCCGACCAGCUGAUUGUGGUUGCAGGGGAACAGCUCAGCCAACAAGGCGGGGAUGCCUCUGUAGAGGAUGGUAAUUCAGAACAGAUGGCAGGCCGAAAAAGACUGCUCUUUGACACAAUUUCCAAGUACUACAGUGGACAGGAAAAGGCUCCACUUCUCUCAGGACGCUACCUAGAUAUACAUGCUGCAAUUCUGAAUCUACUGGAUGGAGGGAAGGUCCAGGAUGCCAUCAGAGCCUCUCAGUUGUGCUUGCGGCUACUGGAGACAAGCGUGAGAGAUGAACUGCGGAGACUACUGGCCCUCAUGGCCUCGGCAGCUCACCCAGAUGCCUGCCGCCUGCAGAAACAAACUGACAACAGGGCCUUGGUCUGCCGCACUUUUCAGAGAGCGAUUGUCCAGAAUCACGAGCUGACUCGAUCCCAGAGCGAAACCCUGGUACUGUUUCUCAUGGACAAUCACACUGAGCUCUUCAAGACUCCUACAUCCCUUAUUGAAGCUGUGAGGAGAACACUGAGGAGUAUGCAGCAGGGAAAAGACCCUGAUUCAAUUGCCACGUUCACCUUCUGCCAGCAGGUGACACCACAGGAGUACGAAGACCAGCGUGAGGCUACCACCCUGGAGAGUCUCAAGCAGCUUCUUCGUGACAUUUCCUCCAGCAAGAGCAUGUCUGUCAAGGACAGGAGGAGGCUGCUCAAAGAGUUUGAAAAACAUCACCCUGUGGUUUUCCUCCAGCAUUUCUCCAGCACCUUCUGAAACAUACAGCUGGAGGCUGCCGGUUUGACCUCCCAAGGUGCACUUCACAAGGGGCCAGUCUGCUAGGGUACAGCACUUACACUAAAGAAUGAUACUAAUUUAUUGCACAUCAUGGAUCUAAUAAAUCAUGUUGGCCUUAUAAUUCUGGGUGCUUUAAAGGCUGGCAUACAGUCACACCUCUAAUUCCAUCUAUUGUCUAGUAUGUAGAGAUGGUUUGACACCUUAGGUGACUGUCAGUGCAGCUAUUCCUAUAAUAAAUAUAAAUUUGUUGCUGCGGCAUUAUUACAUUGCUUUAGCCUCACAAAAUUCAUUUAGGUCACAAGUGGCCACAGUAGUUGAGGUUUUAUUUGUAGUUAUGCUGUUAAGUCUUGAUUUUACAUCCCAUAGCACUGCUUGCGUUAUCUAACUGAUGAAACGUUUUGAGAUAUACGUCUACUUGUUGAAGGAAUGGGCUUGACUGUAGUGGUGACUGGUUUUACACUCGUUUAUAAACAAUUAAUUAUCUAUUCAUCUAAGAUAUAAAGUGUCUAAAUGGGGGUAGUCUGUGAGCUGUGGACGCUCCAGCUGUAAGUAGCAGUUGGCUUUUUUUUUUUUUUCAGUUCUACACUGGUGACACUGAUUUUAUGUUGUAUAAAUGAAUAAUGUUUAAAGAGGGGAUUUGUCUUUUGCACCACACAUUGUUCUGAAAAUGAAGUAAGUUAUAAAAAUGAUAAAAGGGAUCACUGAAAUGAAAUACUCUCUGGAGUUUCAUCAGCCAUGUAGCCAGCUGUUUUGAGGCUGUAAUUGAUGUACAGUUAAUGUACUAAUUGAUGUACUUCUUGCCGGUGUGGGUACUUGGAUAAAGCUGUUGCAUUAUCUUUAUGAGCUAUUUAAGUUAGGUUGAUUGGGGCUUUGGGAAUGGAAUUGUGGUUGUCAGAAGUAAUGCUGUGAUCAGACAUUAAUAUUUCUACAUAUCAAGUGAAGCAUAAAAAUAUUAUAGCAGCCUUUUUGUUUCUUGUUUUGGGUUUUCAGUUUUACUGUAGCAUGCUAUUUAGUGUGGUUGAGUAAAAAUACUUAAUGUAGCUGAAUGAAGUUUAACACAGUAUGUAACUUGUUUUUGUUAGAGAUGAAGCAAAAAGGUUUUAAGAUUUUAACAUGAAAUUUAUUAUGAACUGAAAGCGGAAAGGGUAUAAUAGUGUGUUAGGCUAGCCAUAGCUCAGGUUAAUACACUGUAUUUGAAUUGUAUGGGUAUUGAAUGCUUUUCGUGCCAGUAACAUGGUCAAAUAUCUUUUAGUUUUAACUUUUAAGGAUUUUACUUGAAAGAGGCAUAAUAAAAGGCCACUAAUUGAAUCUUUUGUUAUGCACAGUGCCCCAGAUCGAUUUUAUUCUCUUAACCGAUGAAGCCGGGGUCAUAGAAAGUAAUUUACAGUCAAAAUCUCAUUUUCAGUCAGCAUCUUUUGUUCUUUGCAGACACUAAAAUCAUGUUAGAAUGCACUUUAUGAUGCUGAAACAUGCUUUACUUUCUGUUGAAAUAAC
Xiphias gladius (swordfish) is the source of this 3199-nucleotide messenger RNA. RefSeq names its product DEP domain containing 4 (gene depdc4). The record is from RefSeq and is a predicted model, not a curated record. Bases 35 to 1684 code for a protein of 549 amino acids. NCBI's taxonomy places the organism in Eukaryota, Metazoa, Chordata, Actinopteri, Istiophoriformes, Xiphiidae. The transcript has 9 exons. Gene Ontology annotation, biological process: intracellular signal transduction.